AUGCCAUCCACUAGCAACGAGGACAGCACAGUCGCGGCACUUCCGCAGCCGUGGGUUUCGCAGGUAUUCCGCGUGUCGGAGACCGGAGAGGUCGGACGUAGCUCAAGCAUCCAAGACAUUCGCGACAAGGAGAAGGCACUGAUCGGUCCCGAGAAGUCUUUGAGCACUGUCGGGUCGGAUAUUGACCCGUUGGGAAUGUCUACAACCUCGUUCGACUUUGAGGAAGGUGACGCCGACACGUCUAGCUCAUCUACAGUUCGCGACGGCAGUGUCUGCGUAGACAACGAGGUGGAAACAUCGGAUGACGAGACUGACGACCAGUUGCUGCGUGGAAUUGCGGACGAUAUGAUCGGUCACAGCGUGCCGUUCCAGUCGCCGUUUGGUGUCAAAGCGCAGUGCUACGCCGACUACACGGCGAGUGGUAAGUCCUUGGCAAGCAUCGAGCAGUUCAUGCGUAACAAAGUCAUGCCUACGUAUGGUAACACACACACGACGACGUCCGUCACGGGUUUGCAGACGACGGCAUUCCGCGAAGAAGCCCGUCAGAUUAUUGCAAAGGCUGUGAAUGCGCGCGAGUCAAAGGACGUGGUUCUGUUCUCUGGUCAAGGAUGUACUAGUGCCAUCCAGAAGUUUAUUUCGGCUCUAGGAAUCAACACUGCCAAGCGACUCCGGAUCUCAUCCAAACGUCCUGUAGUCUUCACGGGGCCAUUCGCACACCACUCGAACCUGCUACCGUGGCGUGAAAGCCUAGCGGCCGACAUUGUGGAGAUUCCCGAGGCUAAAGGUGGCGGUCUCGACGUAAAGGAGCUAGAGCGCCAGUUGAAGAGCUACAGCAGCCGUAAGCUCAAGAUCGGUACCUUUACUGCUGCUGCAAACCUCACUGGUAUGCUCAUGGAUGUCAACGAGGUCUCGCGAUUGCUACACAGACAUGGCGCCUUGGCCUGCUGGGACUACGCUACCUGUGCGCCGUACGUUGAUAUCGAUAUGAACCCGAGUGACCCUCUAGCCUACAAGGACGCCAUCUUCUUCUCAGGCCACAAGUUUGUCGGUGGGCCAGGAUCUCCUGGUGUAUUAAUCGUGAAGAAAAAACUCAUGAAUACUGAGGUUCCGACGAUGCCUGGAGGCGGCACCGUGCUGUUUGCCACCGAGAAAGCUCACAGCUACUUGAACGACAUCGUAGAGCGCGAGGAAGGCGGUACGCCGGAUAUCUUGGGCAGCAUUCGACUUGGCCUGGCGUUCGCGCUCAAGCAACGAGUCGGUACCAAGAAGAUCAUGGCCCAGGAACGUCGUUACGUUCAGCGCGUGCGUGAAUCGGUGGGUGGGAACAAACACAUUGUGUUGCUUGGUCGUCAGAACGACAAGAUCGACCAGUUGCCCAUCUUUUCCAUGAUGGUCCGCUACGGCGACCGCUUCCUUCACCACAACUUUGUGUGUGCACUAUUGAACGAUCUUUUUGGUGUCCAGGCUCGGGGCGGCUGCCAAUGUGCCGGCCCGUUCGGAGCUCGCUUGCUCGGGGUUAGUAAGGAACACACGAUCGCCCUCGGAAAUGCCUUUGUGGAGAAGGAUGAAGUCAUCAAACCGGGUGUCGUACGCAUGAGCUUCCCGUACUUUGCUGACGACGCAGAGGUCGACUACAUUCUAGAUUCGCUAAACUUUGUGGCGGAUCACGGCUGGAAGUUCCUGCCACAGUACGAGUUUGACAUUCAUUCGGCUGCGUGGCAUCAUACGUCGCGGUCUGCGGACAAUCUUCCGACCAAGAGCUGCCUAUCAGAACUGCAGUUCUUCAGCGACGGCACAAACAGCACGUCAACAUCCGAAACUCCUAUUCACAGUAUUGCAGCUCAUCGUCGUGAAAAUCUCGAACAGGCCGCACUGCAGGCGGAUGCGUGCAUGAAGGAGGCGGCUCUGCUGGAUUCCUUCCCUGAGGGCCAAAAGGUGCUCAAGAGCCACGAGUGGCUGCGCUGGUUUGUCUACCCGUACGAGGCUGUAGCGGACUACAAGAAGAACGGCGACAAAGUGGCGCUCACCGACAAGAUUACAGGUCCGUGCCAACCGCAACUCUACGGGGAGGACGCGAUGAACCACAUCUGGGACGGGAUGCCGUCCAUGUCCAAGCUGAAAAGGAGUUGCAUGGGACGGCUGAUGCUCUGUCAUUACAUGUCGACCCCCUGA
Messenger RNA from Phytophthora infestans T30-4, 2172 nucleotides. Its product is annotated as cysteine desulfurase, putative. Bases 1 to 2172 code for a protein of 723 amino acids. The record is from RefSeq and is a predicted model, not a curated record. The transcript has a single exon. NCBI's taxonomy places the organism in Eukaryota, Oomycota, Peronosporomycetes, Peronosporales, Peronosporaceae.